AGGGCUCCCUCAACCCGCCUGCAGUCCUCCCUCCCCUGAUUUGUGUUUAUUUAUUUAUUUGGGCGCCGGCCCCCCGCGGCCCGGGAGGCGGAGCUGAGGCUGCCGUUGGGCCUCCCGCGAGGAAGGCGGCCGCGCGGGAAGUUUGAACUGUGGUGGCGGCCGUGAAAGGAGCAACGAGCAGAGAAAGCAGUCAGAGUGACCGGUUGCCAUUAUGAGGCGGUGCCGAGGGAGCAGCUCUUCCGGCGAGGAGCUGGCGAACGAACCGGAUUGCAGCAUUCAAGAAAAAAUUAACUUUGAAAUGCGAAUGCGAGAAGGAAUUUGUAAACUGCUUGCUGUGAGCACACAAAAAGACCAGCUGUUGCAUGCAGUUAAAAACUUGAUGGUUUGCAAUGCUCGCAUCCUGGCUUAUAAGACUGAAUUACAGAGGCAGUCAGAUUCAGCUGUGAAUAGAACUACUGAACGAAGCUCAGAUUUUGCAGCUAAAGAACGUACACCUUGCAGAGGCAAAAUUGCCAUAUCAGAUCUCCGAAUUCCAUUGAUGUGGAAAGACUCUGACCACUUCAGCAACAAAGACAGAACACAGCGUUACUCUGUUUUUUGCUUACUCAGAAUUGGAAGUCAGGUUUUUGAUACAGACCUUCUUCUUGUGGAUAAAGCAAUCACAGACAUAUGUUUUGAAAACGUAACUAUAUUUGAGAAAGCUGGGCCAGACUUUCAGCUUAAAGUUGAAGUCUACAGCUGUUGCUGUACUGAAGAAUCUUCAACAAUUACGAACACUCCCAAGAAACUAGUUAAGAAGUUCAAGACCUCAAUUGGGAAAGCCACUGGGAAGAAACUCAGUUCUGCAUUAGAUGAUGGCAACCUUGAAUCUUUACUGUUUGCUGACACUGUAGUACUUGGUGCAAAAUAUGGCUUGCUGGCACAUACAUCUUUGGGGCUGGAAAGUGUUGAGGACAGUUUCAAAACCCACAGCAUCACUAUUGUAGGAAAUGAGGAAUCAUCUUUUUGGCUUCCAUUGUACGGCAGCAUGUGUUGUCGUUUAGUUGCCCAGCCAUUCUGUAUGGUCAAGGAUAUGAUUUCUGGAUUUCUUAAUCAGCAGCAAAUGGUCAGGAACCUGAUUAUCUGGAAGAGGCUAUACUGUGUGCUAAGAGGUGGCAAACUCCUUUGCUACUAUACACCAGAAGAAAUAGAAGCUAAAGUGGAGCCAGCUUUGACUGUUUCUAUCAAUAAGGAAACCAGAAUUCGUGCUGUGGAUAAAGAUAGUCAGAAAAAAAACAGUAAUUUUUCUAUUAUCAACCCUGAGGCUGGUGAGGCUGUGACUCAUAUUUUUGCAGUUGAAAGUCGGGAAGACCUGUAUAAGUGGAUGGAAGCUUUCUGGCAGCACUUCUAUGAUUUCAGUCAGUGGAAACAAUGUUGUGAAGAAUUUAUGAAAAUUGAAAUGAUGUCACCACGGAAACCACCAUUGUUCUUGACAAAAGAGGCCACUGCAGUUUACCAAGAUAUUAGCAUUGAUUCACCAGUAAAACAUGAAGCAUUAAUAGAUACGGUACAGAGAAAAUGUGGGAAAACCCAGGGGGUAUCGCUAGCUGGCCAAGGACAAGAGUGUACCCCACCUUCCUGGGCUGCCAUGUUUGAUGGUUCUCACCAGAUGCUUGUACAGAAAAACACAUCUCCAGGAACAAAUGUAGAGAUUAUUAACCUGAAUGAAGGGAAAGCCAAAAGAAGAAGAGCACCCCUCCCACCCUCAGAUAAGCCAGUGAGGCCCUCAGCGGUACAAAGGUUAUCAGACCAAGGCAGCAAGGAAAACAUCUGGAAUUGUUCUCUCCUCACAAGCCAAAACUGCUCUUCAGAUUCCAGAGUAUCUUCUAUACUUCACUUCAAGCAACCUAUUGCAGCUCCUUGCAAACUGACUUCUUGCCAGAAAGGUACUGUUGCUGACAGUGAAGAGCUCCCGUCUUCAGCUUCUAAGGGAAUUUAUUGUGAAAAGCCCAUUCCUGCUCCUAGGCAGAAAUCAGUCAAAAGAGAUUCUUGAUCCCAGAUCAUGUUUGCAUUGAUUAGUCUAGUACUGGUUUUCUUCAGAAUAAGAGAGAUGUUUUAUUUCCCUUGUUUACAAUGUUAUCACAAACUGAAAUCUUUCACUAGAAUUGCUAAGGUAUCUGAAAUAUUUGUUCCAAUGUACAGCCAGAGUUCAAGGAGCUGGGAUUAUCACAGGUAUAUUCUCUCAGCCACCCCAAAAAUUUUGUUUUGCUUAUCAUUGCCAGUGUUGUAAACAGCUUUUUUAAAGCAAAGAUACAAAUCAGUGACUUGUUUUUUUAAAGGGAAGUAGAGAAUGUUUUGAUAGGUUCUGUUUGACUCCAAAAAUCUGUACACUAUUGUAUUAAUGUAGCGAUAGUCAACCCCCAACUUUCUCCAGACUUCAAAUAAGCAAGUUUCAAAUUUUACAAAAUAUUUUUCAUCAGAAAAUGUUUGGGUUAGCAGAAGCUGCUGCUGGCCUUUGCCCAUAAAAACUGCAGGGCCAAUCUGUAGGCUAUUGCGCUAACAGGAUUAUCUGAGUUUUUCUUUUUCUUUCGCCUUUUUUAUGGGAAGGUGAAAUAUCUGUAGGCCUCUGCGGCUACUGCUCUCUGACCCAUAUGGAGUUCCUUUGUUUUUUGCCUCUUCCUUGAGCUUUAACUGCUCCAGCCCUACUUGUGCCCCAGUGAAUGUAAGGAUGUUUUUCCCUAUGGUGCUUCCAAAGUUAACUAUGCAGUGCCAGAAGUUUAAAAUCCUUACUGAGGAGCCUGGAACAAAGACAAUGGUUUCUACACAUCUUUCUUGAUGCUCCCAAGAGCAUUCUAUUGCAAUUCUUGUCAAGAAUUUUCAAAUUCUGUAGCAAAGCUUACCUGGAAAAUUAAGCAUAGUCUUUCUUAAAAUCAUGUUACAGUAUUAGUACAGUCAAUCUCUUAGGGCAACUGACUUUAAAUUUAUUAGAUAUUUUGACACAGUACAGUUAACAUAAUGAUCAUAUAAGGGGAAAUUAAGCACAUUGCUAUAGCUGUUUCCUUUUUUUUCAUGUGUGUCUUUUAGUACCCUGGUUGCACAAUUGAUUGUGUGACCUCUUGCAAGUCAGGCAACCUGGAAACAGCAAUAAAAUGCUUUCAUAAUUUUUCUUACAUGUAUAGUAAACUUCGGCAGAAUUCUGCCCUUUGCAUUUGUUUUCCCACCAUUGUUUGUACAACAGAAAUUAUGAAUAUGAUGCCGAAUCGUGUGCUUGGCAGAGCCAACAGACAGGACCUUGGAUCUCAAGAUACUUGAAGGCCUCAAAGGUCACUGAGGCCUGCUAAACGUUCCCCCUGUGUUCUUAAAUGUCAGCAUCAGAAUUUAGUUCUUAAAUAACAUGGGAUGUGAGAAGAAAUGUCUGUCUUUAUCUAAAAUACAGAUGAUCCUCUGAGAGGAACCAUCUACAUAAUCAACUGUUGAGACAUUUAUACCUUAGCAAAAUAUAUUCCAUAUUGUAAGCAGAAACAUAACAGAGGAAAUGAAUGCAUCCAUUUUCAAAUAAUAUUUAAAUUUAGAAUUGUUGGUUAAUUGAACCUCUUAGUAUAUAAAAGGAAAAGUAUUGUUGAAGGCACUUUCCUCAAAUACUGUUGUGAUUUUAACAUCCCUGUUUGUGUGUGUAGGAGUCUGUUAAAAUUCAAAGACAUAGGUACUAGCCACUUUUUUGUGUAGUAAUAAUGAAGUGCAAAUAUGGAUGGCACUGGAAUCCAAUUUAUUGUAUGUUUUGAUACAGUAUUUUAAUGAGAUUUGGUUUGAUACAGUUUUAGUUUGUGUAUUAAUUUCUAAUGCUGUGAAGAUUUUUUAUGUUAGGUGCAAGGUGUGUGAUAGAAUCUGGAGGAUCUCUGACCUCGUGUUUACCAUUGUUUUAUGGAUAUUCUUAAAGGAGCAGAAUAAAGAUAACAGAGGGUUAGUAUGACACUAAUGCGCUCUAAUCCAUUAAUGAGUACAGUAGAAUCCUUUUAAUUGGCAUAUUUCUGUUAGCAGUAGGGAGUGCCAAUUAAGCAAUCUUCUCAAUUUUAAGACUCUCAGGAAUAUGCUGAGCGUACUGAUAUUUGCUUUUAUUCCAUGCCUUCAACGACAGAUUAGCAGUGCGCCCUGCAUUCCAAAUUCCCGUCUUUAUUUGAUUAGCAAGUUGCAAAAAGCACAGGGAAGCUCCAUGAAAUAUGUCCACAGAGGAAGCUUUGCUUUCACAAAUGCAGUUCUAAAAGCAUUUGGAAGUGUGGCUGAACUUGCAAGGCAGCUCUUAGCCAGAGAGUUUAUCCUCUGAAGUUAAUUGUAUUUCUUUUCAUCUACAUUGUCCAACUAUUGUGUUUUCCCAUCAGGAGGCCUAUUUAUGUGUUGUCUACAUGCUGAAAUAGAACAACAUUCUUGGGACGGAGAAUCGCCAUUUUGGUUUUAGUGUGUUGCCAGAAUAUCAAAACAUUACCAAGGAGGGGGGAAGAGCAGAAUUGUUUCUUAUUGGAAUUGUUAACAUGUGCUCUGAUUUGCUGUAAGGAAUAGCUUCCCAGGCACUCAUUUGCACAUUUAGGUACUGAAGUGGCAAGUGUAAUUAUAUGAGAGAACAAUCUGGUAUGAUACGACACAGUUUAAACAAAACUGUGAUCUAGAAAGCAGAGAGACUAUUGAGGUCAGUGCAAUAGCGGAAAGCUUUGUGUGUUUCAGAACAGUUUACAAAGCACAAAUUACAUAAGAUAGCAUCAGUUUCAUGUAAAGUAGGCAGAGAAUACCAACAUAUGAAAGGGUGAGAAGGUUGAUGAGCAUUCAUGGGGAGAGGAUCCUGAAUGCUCCCUCUCUUGCCACUCUUAAGUUCCCAGGUUCUGCCUGAUGUCUUUUUCAUCCACAAUGGACUUUCAGUACUAGAAGUGGAGUUGGGUAGUAGUAGAACUUGCUAGGAGGGAACAAACUUUUGAAAUUCACUCCUGCCCUCACGUAAGUUCUGACACUAUAGAGCUGGUUGUUAAUUUGCCAUCUUAGUGGAUAGGCUGGUUCUUGGACAUGACAUGGGGAGAGCUCAAGUGAAAACAAGAUUGGGUGUGCGUUUCUUCUUUUCCAACUGGUUCCUACUAGGGAAAGAAGAAUACCUCAUCUGGGCUGUCAGUGGAGGUGAAAUGCACUUGAGUCGCCCUUUAGUGUGAACCUACUUAACUUGCACUUCCCAGAUGAAUAUACAUAUUGAAACACAAUUAUCCUUUGCUUACACAUUUCUCUGAUUUGUGGUGCACUUCUCUGAUUUAAAAAAUGAACAUAAGGGAAAUUGCAAACCAAAGGUAAAAUUAGUGGAAACUGCAUACAAAAUUGUUGAUGAAGUUUACACAGAAAAAUGCAAAUACAUUUCUGUGCACACUUAAAGGCAUUUGCAAACUGCUGCAGGAGUGGGACCCAAAAAGGAAAGCCACCCAUGCUUGUACUUGAAAAAAUUAUGAACACACUAUACUAUGAAGCAUGUAGAUGAGUCCAUCUCCAGUUCUUCCCAACAUAUCACCCCAGGCUAGAACUUGGAAUUUCACUUGUAGCAUAGUUUGGUGGCCGCAAUGAAAACAGCCAAGCUCCAAUGUGACUUUCUUGUGGUGAGGGGGUGUAUUGAAUGCACACGUGCUGAGACUCCUCUCCUGCUGAGAUCUACACACACUCAUGAUUCAUGGACUACACUGAUAAAAAGAGAUUAGGGUAUGGUUAUGUAAGCCUUUGGCCUGUAGCUGUAUACUAUUGGCCAUGCUGGCUGGGACUGAUGGGACUUGAAGGCCAAACUGCCUGGAGGGUCCAAAGUUUUCCACGCCUAGAUAGAAUUGGGCCAUUUCUCCUGAAUCAAAGAUGUAGUAAAGCUAAGCAUUUGAAGGAAAAGCCCUUCUUCCCACGGCUGCUGCAAUUCUCACCUGCCCCUCCCCAAUUCUGAGUAGGAAAGAAUUGACAAGACUUGAUUCUUCUUCAUCAGUCAGGUUAUAAUCCUAUCUUUCUAUUCUUCUAAAUUGACAUGCUCCAUAUUGGAUUCUUCAGCCUUAAGACUGUGACAGGCAAUAGCCACAUAUAGCUCUCAGAACACAGAGUACUUGCAGGUGCUGAUAUUUGAAAGGCUUGGGAUGAGGGCUAUAAAUUUCCCUUCCAUGCAACUUUUGUCCCAGAGACGAAAUGCGGCCUCAUUGUUGUCUGUAAUCUUGGAAAAGGUUGGUGCAGUGGGUGGUAAUUAAGUUUUUAAAAACUU
Messenger RNA from Pogona vitticeps (central bearded dragon), 6232 nucleotides. It is a transcript of the gene RTKN2, whose product is annotated as rhotekin 2. The record is from RefSeq and is a predicted model, not a curated record. Gene Ontology annotation, biological process: signal transduction; positive regulation of cell population proliferation; hemopoiesis. Lineage: Eukaryota; Metazoa; Chordata; Lepidosauria; Squamata; Agamidae.